Daphnia pulex (common water flea) is the source of this 784-nucleotide messenger RNA. RefSeq names its product UPF0687 protein C20orf27 homolog. NCBI's taxonomy places the organism in Eukaryota, Metazoa, Arthropoda, Branchiopoda, Diplostraca, Daphniidae. Bases 177 to 668 code for a protein of 163 amino acids. The transcript is spliced from 4 exons. The record is from RefSeq and is a predicted model, not a curated record.
AUGCAUGUAACAAAAUAAUAAAAAAACAAGGGGGUAACUGCUAACUGGAUUGAGUGGACGUGGAUUAUUCUUGGUUCAUUUUCAUUUCAUCAACAUCAAAUUGAGAAGUAUGCCGUUUGGUCUUGAAAUUGGAAAAGUGUUGUAGCCAGGACAUCAAAUAAACAUUUAAACCAAAAAUGGCAGAAGCGGGAGAACAUCAUGUGAAAUUUAAUGAAGAACAUGACAACUAUAACAAACAAAACUCUAUUAAUAUCCAGAAAAUAUCACAGUGGAAAUUUCAAGUUCAUCUUGGAUUUUUGAAAUUAAAUAACACAUAUGAAAUCGUCAUUGAUGUAGGCCCAAUACUUGAAAGUCCUCAGUCACCAGACAACACAGCAUGGAUCUCAAAUGAUUGCUCUGCAGGUGCCUACACCAGCAUCAAAUCCUGUGAAAAUUCAAACAACAAAGUUAAUUUACACUUAAUAUUGAAAGCAGCGAAACCCAAGUUAAUGAAUGAGGCAAUCAAAUUGUACAGUUCUGCUGAUCCUACUGUUCAUAUUGAAAUUGUUCUCCUGGCCAGAGUUUUAGGUAAGGGCCAAGGAACGCCGAUGCUUAAAGACGGAAUCCACUUGGUCGGAGUAGAGCUUGAUGAAGAAUCGGAAGCCUCCGAUUGGCAAGGAUUUGAUUGAGUUGGGAUCAAGGAAUUAGUGUUGAAAAGAACCAAAAGAUGUAACCGAAAUGUAUUUCAUUCUGUGUAAUGUGAACAUAAUGGAUAAUGGAUGAAAAACAAAAAGAAUUCAAUUUA